AUGGAAAACCUCAGCAUCUCGGAACCACCUCAUCAGGGAGGAGGGGAAGGAGGCGCGCUGGGCCUGGCGCCGCCGCCGCCCGCGCAGCUACCCCCGCAGAUGUUUACGACAGCGGCACAGCUUCUCGACCUGACGGACAAGAAGCUCAUGGUGGUGCUCCGUGACGGGCGUAAACUUGUCGGUGUGCUGCGGAGCUGGGAUCAAUUCGCCAACAUUGUCCUGCAAUCCACCACCGAGCGGAUAUUCGCCCUCCUACCACAACCCGAAACCACCACAACUGACACCGCCGCUACGCCGGCGCCGGCGCCGGCGCCGCGGGGGCUGUACGCGGACAUCUUCCACGGCAUCUUCCUGGUCCGCGGUGAGAACGUGCUGCUGCUCGGCGAGAUCGACCUCGACCGCGACGACCUCCCGCCGCCGGGCUACGAGGAGGCGGAGCUGAGCCGGGUGCGGCGGCUGGCGGACGAGGCGCGGGCGCGCGACAGGCGGCGCGACAAGGCGCGCGGGCGCAAGCUGGCCAAGCUGGGCUUCGAGGGUGACGGCGCGGGCGAGAUUGUCCUGCUGUAG
Cordyceps fumosorosea ARSEF 2679 is the source of this 567-nucleotide messenger RNA. RefSeq names its product ribonucleoprotein (LSM) domain, eukaryotic/archaea-type. Bases 1 to 567 code for a protein of 188 amino acids. The record is from RefSeq and is a predicted model, not a curated record. The transcript has 3 exons. Lineage: Eukaryota; Fungi; Ascomycota; Sordariomycetes; Hypocreales; Cordycipitaceae. Gene Ontology annotation, molecular function: RNA cap binding. Gene Ontology annotation, cellular component: P-body; Lsm1-7-Pat1 complex. Gene Ontology annotation, biological process: deadenylation-dependent decapping of nuclear-transcribed mRNA.